AUGUCGCUCGUGUCGGGAACAGCGUUAUCGGUGACUCCUCACCCGGACGUCGUAGCACUUCCAAUUCCGUUAAUUUUACUGGUUCACCUUCACAUCCUUGAAUAUCCCUUGGCGAACAAUCCGGAGUAUGACCACCAAAUCUUCAAUCCUCGCACACGCGGUUUGCGAGAACGUACGAAGGUUAUGGAGGACAUUCUGUCUACAUAUCCAUGUACACAACCAUCCGAGUCGCUAGCAUUUCGAACCUCUUUGUCGAAGUACCUGGAAAUUCUCCGCCACCAAAGCAUCUUCACCCCUUCUGCGCGAUCUGGUAUGAAGGCAGGACCUAGUGCAAAUUCAGUAGCAAUUGCAGAGCCAAGUAACGCGUUCUGGUGGAAAGAAGUUGUAGUCAGAAAAUCGCUCUUAGAGGAGUGCUUUGGAGAAAAGUUUGAACGCUUAAUUUUAUCAUUGUCAACUCACGCUUUGAUGAAAGUUUCUGGGAGUAUAGUAUCUGACCAGAUAAGCGUAUCCUUACAGACUCUGCCAUUUACGUAUACCGCGUCACUUGCAGCGUACCAGGCUAGUAUACAUACUUGGAAGAAGCAGGCCUCGUUAUUGACCAAAUCGGCGAAUGAUCUUCAAGUCUUACGGAAUUCUCUGUGCGGAAACAUGGACUCGAAAUAUUCUGCAAUUCCAACGGAUAAAUUGAAAGCCCUUGCAGAUUCAAAGUUAGAAGAACUUCUCCAGCGUUACUGGGUAGGCGAAGAAGGGAAGCAUUUACUUUCCUUUCUCGUUUUACUGGCAGGAAUCAAGUCUGCCAGAGCGCCUUCCAUCGUCAAUAUGAACCUCUCGGACCAACCAUCCGCUAAACCUACUGGACCCCCACCUCCUUUACCGGUUGCUGCCGCUCAUCAUCCAUCUCAUCUGAAAAGGCUACGCCGUCCUGUUUUUCAGGUCAAGGUUAAGUCUAAUGUCGGACCAGUUGGAAAUAUAUCAAGCAAAGCCCACGCAGAAAUAAUGCUUUCUGAGUACCGGGAAACUGAAAGGCUAAUGCGGCUAAAUCUAUUGGAUGCACUCACUCAAACGAGAAAAAUCGGAUCCGAACUCAGAGGCAAAUUUGAGUCCAUCCUGGCUCCAUCUAUAGCACCCUCGAAUCUAUUUUGGACUCCUCCGGAAUUUUCCAUGACUUUGACAUUUGUCGAUCCUGUGCCAGGAAAAGAGCUUCUUAGCUCGCUGGGGUUGACUUCGGAGUACGAGGCUUUAGAUGUGGAAGAAGAUACCUUGGAGAAGAAAAUCGAGCACAUUCGCACCGUAGUUCUACCUCCAUAUCCUGCGAUUCCCGAUCAAUGUACGCCUCUCAAACCAGCUCUCGACGACAGAAAGGAAGGCGAGAGGCUGAAAGUACAAACCAGUCUCAACCAGCACGCCCGCUCAACAAUGGAUUCGGCAUGUCCAUUGUCGUCAUCAUCGUUGUCGGAGUUGUCAGAAGUUCAUCUGCCUGAUCCGCCACAAAUAUUGCCUGGCAAAUCUUCUAGGAGCAACAGGCUACAGUCUAUUCACUUUUCUCUGGCCCGGAAGCGGACGCAGAGAACGUCCUCGUCCAAUGAUCCCCUCGAUGAUGAAGUUGACAGACUUGUUGACGAAACCAACGACUUUCCAACUGACGAUGAGAACACUGAUGAAGAAGGUUAUGGUUUUUCGCCGCUUAAGACGCCAAAGUCCAAAUCAAAGCCGGUAGUAAACAGGAUCUGGACGGCUGGUACUCCAACGCGCGGAAAAAGGCAUGGUCUGGGCCAAGGCACUCCGAUACCUAGGAUUCCAUCGGCUAUAACACGUUCAUUAGAAAUGGCAUUUGGCGGUAUUCAUGACGAGUCCGUACCUGCGAACGAUGACGAAAAUUCAUGGGAUGUGGAUAACACAGAAGCCACACCUCGUCCGAUCAGGCCCAAUUUACCACCGCGGAAGGAUAAUUCGAAUAUCGACCUGAAUGGGCACAAAGAUGAAGAUGAAGAUGUUUUCUACGAUGAUCCUUCAAGUAUGACCUUGAAGGAAAUUCUGUUGACCGCAGGUGCCAGCCAUUUUGACUUACUAGACGCUACCACCAACGAUGAACUUAAUGAGGCUAUGGAGGAAGACACCUCGUUUGUUUGGGAAUAA
Molecule: messenger RNA, 2136 nt
Organism: Psilocybe cubensis
Lineage: Eukaryota; Fungi; Basidiomycota; Agaricomycetes; Agaricales; Agrocybaceae
Exons: 9
Coding region: 1-2136 (711 amino acids)
Source: RefSeq, a predicted model, not a curated record